GGAGCGCAGAGCGGCCGGAGGAUUGACCGGCGGACAUUCGACCCCCGAGAUGAAGAUCGACAUCCACAGUCACAUCCUCCCCCGGCAGUGGCCGGACCUCGAACAGAGAUAUGGUUAUGGGGGAUGGGUGCAACUGCAGCACCACUGUCAGGGAGAAGCCAAGAUGAUGAAAGACGGGAAAGUCUUCCGAGUCGUGCAGGAGAACUGCUGGGACCCCGAAGUCCGAAUCCGAGAGAUGGAUCGAUCAGGGGUAACUGUCCAGGCCUUAUCCACCGUGCCAGUCAUGUUUGGCUACUGGGCCCAGCCUCAGGACACCUUGGACUUGUGCCAGCUACUCAAUGAUGACCUGGCCGCCACGGUGGCCCGGUUCCCCAGGAGGUUCGUCGGCCUGGGGACCUUGCCCAUGCAGGCUCCGGCGCUGGCUGUGGAGGAGCUGCGGCGCUGUGUGCAGGAGCUGCGAUUCCCCGGGGUACAGAUAGGGUCCCACAUCAACAACUGGGACCUCAAUGCCCCAGAGCUGUUCCCGGUGUAUGCGGCUGCGGAAGAGCUGGGCUGCAGCCUCUUUGUGCACCCCUGGGACAUGCAGAUGGAUGGACGGAUGGCCAAGUACUGGCUUCCCUGGCUAGUGGGAAUGCCGGCUGAAACCACCAUAGCCAUCUGCUCCAUGGUCUUGGGAGGAGUCUUUGAGAAGUUUCCCAAACUCAAAGUGUGCUUUGCCCAUGGAGGGGGAGCUUUUCCCUACACCGUAGGGCGGAUCUCCCAUGGGUUCAAUGUGCGCCCGGACCUGUGCGCCCUGGACAGCCAAAUGGACCCGAAGAAACUCCUGGGCUCCUUCUAUACAGACUCUCUGGUCCAUGACCCUCGGGCCCUGAAGCUGCUGACUGACAUCAUAGGGCAGGAUAAAGUGAUUUUGGGGACAGACUAUCCCUUUCCUCUGGGAGAACUGGAGCCUGGAAAACUGAUCGAGUCCAUGGAAGAGUUUGAUGAUGUUCUAAAGGAGAAACUCACGGCUGGCAAUGCCCUGGCAUUCUUGGGCCUUGACAGAAAACAAUUUGAAUGACUGAGUAGAACACAGAAGCAGAUGACGCUAGCUAUGCCUUCAGAGAUUCACCUCCUCAUUUUCACAGAUUCAUCUCCUCAUUCCUCUGAUUGAUUGAUUGACUCAUUGAUUCUUGAAGAGGUACUCAACUCCCAUUCUCCUCCCCUCAAAGUCCUUAACUGGCUUCUCAUGUCCUUCUGCAACCAACAAAAACUCCGCACAAUUGGCCUACGACUCACUCCACCCUAUCGACCUGUUAUCUUCACCCAUUAUUCACCAAUUCCCUCUCUUCGUCCCUCCCAAGAUCACCUUCUAGCUGUCCCUUGCUCUCACCUCCCCCGCUUGGAACUCCCUCCUUUCCCAAAUCUGAAAGACUCAGCUCUUCCCACACUCAGAGCCAUCCUGAAACCCCCACCCCUCCCCACAGAAACCUUUCCGGAUGAAUUCCCAGCACCUUAAGUCACAGAAACCCAUCAGGCAUCUCUAGUUCUUCUGAACAUAUACAUAUACCCCCAUCCUCUCAGGACUCUGUUCAUUCAGUUGUAUGCUCAACUAUCUAUUUUGAUUAUUCUGUGGCUUCCAGACUGUGAGCCCGUUGUUGGGUAGGGACUAUCUCUAUAUGUUACCAACUUAUACUUCCCA
This is a messenger RNA of Tachyglossus aculeatus (Australian echidna), 1681 nucleotides long. It is a transcript of the gene ACMSD, whose product is annotated as aminocarboxymuconate semialdehyde decarboxylase. The record is from RefSeq and is a predicted model, not a curated record. Gene Ontology annotation, biological process: secondary metabolic process. The transcript is spliced from 10 exons. Gene Ontology annotation, molecular function: carboxy-lyase activity; hydrolase activity. Gene Ontology annotation, cellular component: cytosol; cytoplasm. The coding region runs from base 50 to 1060 and encodes 336 amino acids. Lineage: Eukaryota; Metazoa; Chordata; Mammalia; Monotremata; Tachyglossidae.